Peromyscus maniculatus bairdii (prairie deer mouse) is the source of this 4991-nucleotide messenger RNA. RefSeq names its product alpha glucosidase (gene Gaa). Gene Ontology annotation, molecular function: alpha-1,4-glucosidase activity; carbohydrate binding. Gene Ontology annotation, biological process: lysosome organization; glycogen catabolic process. Lineage: Eukaryota; Metazoa; Chordata; Mammalia; Rodentia; Cricetidae. The record is from RefSeq and is a predicted model, not a curated record. Gene Ontology annotation, cellular component: lysosomal membrane.
UGCGGCAAGGAAGGCGAUUGCGCAGGUGAGCUGGGCGAGCUGGGCGAGCUGGUGCAGGCCGUCUGAGGCCCAGGCCCGAGGGGCUCCGGAGGAGCGGCCUUCUUCUGGCAGGCGCGGCCGACCACCAGUGAGUUCCUGCUUGGGAGAAUCGAGCAGAGAAACCGAGAUAGGCCUCCAGGACUGCUCAUGCUGCUGCGGGCCAACAGGCUUUCACCAUGAACAUGAGGAAGCCACUCUGCUCUAACUCCGUGAUUGGGGUCUGCACCCUCAUCUUCUUGGUUUCUGCUGUUAUUGUGGGCCACCUCAUGCUCCGUGACUUCAUGCUGCUUCCGCAGGACUUUCAUGAGUCCUCUCCAGGACUGCAGAAGACCUUCAGAGCUCACCACUGGGAAGGUUACGGGCCAAGGCCCCAGCGCCUCCAGAAGCACCCCGACCAUCCCGCAGCGGUGCCCAUGCAGUGUGACGUGCCCCCCAACAGCCGCUUUGACUGCGCCCCGGACAAGGGCGUCUCCCGGGAGCAGUGCGAGGCUCGUGGCUGCUGCUAUGCCCCAGCAGGGCCGGUGCGGAAGGGGUCGCUGAUAGGGCAACCCUGGUGUUUCUUCCCUCCCAGUUACCCCAGCUACCGGCUAGAGAACCUGAGCGCUACAGAGACGGGGUACACAGCCACCCUGACCCGAACCAGGCCAACCUUCUUCCCAAAGGAUGUGCUGAGCUUACAGCUGGACGUGUUGAUGGAGACAGAUAGCCGCCUCCACUUCAUGAUCAAAGAUCCCACUAAUAAACGCUACGAAGUGCCCCUGGAGACCCCGCGUGUCCUGAGCCAGGCACCAUCCCCUCUCUAUAGCGUGGAAUUCUCAAAGGAGCCCUUUGGACUGAUUGUUCGCCGGAAGCUAGAUGGCCGGGUGCUGCUGAACACUACCGUGGCCCCCCUGUUCUUCGCUGACCAGUUCCUACAGCUGUCCACGUCACUGCCCUCCCAGCACAUCACAGGCCUCGCUGAGCACCUCAACCCGCUCCUGCUCCGAACCGAAUGGACUCGGAUCACCCUCUGGAACCGGGACAUGGCACCCUUGCAAGGUGCCAACCUCUAUGGGUCACACCCUUUCUACCUGGCACUGGAGGACGGUGGCUUGGCUCACGGUGUCUUCCUGCUAAACAGCAAUGCCAUGGACGUGAUCCUGCAGCCCAGCCCGGCCCUCACCUGGAGGUCAACAGGAGGGAUCUUGGAUGUGUACGUGUUCCUAGGCCCAGAGCCCAGGAGCGUUGUGCAGCAGUACCUGGAUGUUGUAGGAUACCCCUUCAUGCCGCCAUACUGGGGCCUGGGUUUCCACCUCUGCCGCUGGGGCUAUUCCUCCACUGCCAUCAUCCGCCAGGUGGUGGAGAACAUGACCAGAACGCACUUCCCCCUGGAUGUGCAGUGGAAUGACCUGGACUACAUGGACGCCCGCAGGGACUUCACCUUCAACCAGGACGGCUUUGCGGACUUCCCAGAAAUGGUUCGCGAGCUCCACCAGGGUGGCCGGCGGUACAUGAUGAUAGUGGACCCGGCCAUCAGCAGUUCAGGCCCUGCUGGGAGUUACAGGCCCUAUGAUGAGGGUCUUCGGAGGGGCGUGUUCAUCACCAAUGAGACUGGGCAGCCACUGGUUGGGAAGGUAUGGCCUGGAUUCACCGUCUUCCCCGAUUUCACCAACCCUGAGACCCUUGACUGGUGGCAGGACAUGGUGUCUGAGUUCCACGCCCAGGUGCCCUUUGAUGGAAUGUGGAUUGACAUGAACGAACCAUCCAACUUCAUUAGAGGCUCCCAGCAGGGUUGCCCUGACAACGAACUGGAGAACCCUCCCUAUGUGCCCGGGGUGGUUGGCGGGUCCUUGCAGGCAGCCACGCUCUGUGCCUCCAGCCGCCAGUUCCUCUCCACACACUACAAUCUGCACAACCUGUACGGCUUGACGGAAGCCAUCGCCUCCAACAGGGCCCUAGUGAAGACUCGGGGCACACGACCCUUUGUGAUCUCCCGCUCAACCUUCGCUGGCCACGGCCGGUACGCUGGCCACUGGACAGGGGAUGUGUGGAGCACCUGGGAGCACCUUUCUUACUCUGUGCCAGAAAUCCUGCAGUUUAACCUGCUAGGCGUGCCCCUGGUCGGGGCGGACAUCUGUGGCUUCCUGGGAAACGCAUCAGAGGAGCUGUGUGUACGCUGGACCCAGUUGGGGGCCUUCUACCCCUUCAUGCGGAACCACAAUGACCUCAAUAGCAUGCCUCAGGAGCCGUACAGGUUCAGCGAGACAGCUCAGCAGGCCAUGAGGAGGGCCUUCACUUUGCGCUACGCCCUCCUGCCCUACCUGUACACGCUCUUCCACGGUGCCCACACCAGAGGGGACACAGUGGCCCGGGCUCUCUUCCUGGAGUUCCCUGAGGAUCCCAACACCUGGACUGUGGACCGCCAGCUCUUGUGGGGGUCAGCCCUGCUCAUCACACCUGUGCUUGAACCUGGGAAAACUGAAGUGACUGGCUACUUCCCCGAGGGCACGUGGUACAGCCUGCAGAUGGUACCAGUGGAAGGUCUUGGCAGCCUCCCAUCUCCACCAUCGUCUCCUCCGUCACCCCUCCGAUCUGCUGUCCACAGCAAGGGCGAGUGGCUGACGCUUGAAGCCCCACUGGACACCAUCAAUGUGCACCUGAGGGCAGGCUACAUCAUACCACUACAGGGACCCAGCCUCACAACCACGGAGUCCCGAAAGCAGCCCAUGGCGCUGGCUGUGGCGUUAACAGAAAGCGGCGAGGCCUGUGGAGAGCUGUUCUGGGAUGAUGGAGAGAGCCUUGGAGUUCUGGAGCGUGGGGCCUACACACUGGUCACCUUCUUGGCCAAGAACAAUACCAUCGUGAACAAGUUGGUACACGUGACCAAGGAGGGGGCUGACCUACAGCUGAGGAAGGUGACCAUCCUGGGAGUGACCACAGCUCCUACACAGGUCCUUUCCAAUGGUGUCCCUGUCUCCGAUUUCACCUACAGCCCGGACAGCAAGACCCUGGCCAUCCCUGUCUCACUGCUCCUGGGGGAAGAGUUUCAGAUCGAUUGGUCCUAGCAGACCACACCUGUUUAGAGGCCUCUCGGUGAGGCGAUGUACAGCUUUGGAUGGGGGCCUGUAAGAACCUGAGUCCUGGUCUUGACACAUCUUUGGUUUUUUUCCACUAUGUUGCUGCUUCUGCCCUUGAGGCACUGUGUUAGGAAAGGAGUGAGGCUUGCUAGUCUGUCUGUCCCCAGCUGUCCGUCCCUGACACUAGAGAAUGUGGAGCUCAGCAUGGGACACUGUACCUGCACCGACAGGCCAUGCAGCCACUGCGACUGUGACCCUACAGAGACAGAGCUGGUGAUGCCGUCAGGGUCCUAGGACUUGAGAAACUUACUGUGAAGUGCACUUAUUUAAAUAAACAGGACAUUUGGAACCAGCUCUCCUUCCAUCACCCCAUGUCGUCAUAUCACGCUCAUGUCACUCACAUCCCCAGUCAUCCUCAGGUCCCCAGCAUGACUCCUUCCAUCACCUCAGGUCUGCUUGUCACCUCUCUAGGCACUCCCCGCCGGAGUGACUGAGAACGUCCGCUGGAGCUGGUCAGGGAGGUAUUGGCGGAGACAUGCCAGGGAAGGGCUUCCCAGAGUGGGGCCUGAGACCAUAGCCCCAGGCAGAGAUCUGUCCCCAGAAAUGCAGGCCCAGGCUCCCUGGCGAGUCUGGAGCGAAGGAAGGUGUUUUAUGUCUGUCACAAACUGGUAAGUGUCACUCAUGCCCAAACUCUGUCACCAGGGCUGAGGGGUAGCAAGCCCAACCAAGAACCAAAAGCAUGAGGACCCUGGGAGCCACUCAUCUCACUGGGUCAUCAUGUCUGGAGUCCCUUCUAGAUCUCACUGGGUCAUCAUGUCUGGAGUCCCUUCCAGCUGGGCCUCUUCGCCUUCGGGGAGCAUCUUGUUAAGUACCUGGCUCCCAGCAGUCGUGUGGAAAGAGGAACAGGGUAGCAGCUGCCCGAUCCCUCCUUGGGGUCCUAGAAAGCAGAGGCACCUGACUGACUCCUGUGGGAGUGAGUCUCUCUGCCUGUGGUUUACAUCGUUUGUUCCUCCACCGCAUGGAGGACCUAGCUGACAGGCAUAGUUACGCUCCCCGAGUAUCCAGAGAGAACGGAAGGGAAGGAGCCAAGUGGCCACAGGCAUGCUGCCCCUGGCUCCCUGCUGGCCCUCACCCAAGAGCCUGUCAGGUGGUCUGGUGGAGCCAUGGACUGGCCACUAACGGUGUUCCCUGGCCACUGCCCGGCCCUUUAGCACACCUUGGGCUGCUGUGAAAGGCUGGUCCUACUUAGCCUGUCCUGAGCCCUGGACGAGGAGGGGGUUUUCCUGGAAGGGACAGGGUAAGAGGCGAGGAGUGGACUGGUCCACUGGCUGAGGCCUGAGGUCUGCUCGUGUCCCACGCUGUAUAAUCAUGAGACAUGGGCAGUGCAUCUGGAGAAGAGAUGUGCAAAGCCUGGGACUGUGCCACCUGGUCCUUCUGACGGGGAAGGCAGCCAGGGCCUUUGCAGUCCUUUCCUUGACUAUCGAGAGGCAGAUCAAGCAGCUUGGGACAAGCAAUGAGAAAUCAGUCAAGAGCUGGCCUUUUGUCCAUGCAGGCUACAUCUAGGAUGUUGUGAGUUCAUCUCUCAUUCAGCAUCUGUCUUGUCCUUGUUGGUAUGGCUGCCCUUGACUGUUCCAUACUUUUCCUAUUUUCUUUCAUUCCAACAUUACUUCCUAGAGGGAAGGUUCCAGAAGCUCCUGAAACAAGGUUCAUAGGGCCUCCCGAAAAGAUAUGUAGCAGUAACAGCUACCAGAUAGGAAACUCUCUAAACCAGCUGAGCUGGCUUGCGGUCUGUAGUCUGGGGACACAGCUCUCUGCAUGCUGGGGUGGGCUUUUCUGUAAUGCAACUGCCUUCAAGUCACCCAUUGUCAGUAACCCCAAUAAACCCUGCUCUGUUAA